Messenger RNA from Seminavis robusta, 657 nucleotides. NCBI's taxonomy places the organism in Eukaryota, Bacillariophyta, Bacillariophyceae, Naviculales, Naviculaceae. The record is from the annotation of a GenBank genome assembly.
AUGGUCACCAGUCAAGAGAUCCAGCAGUUAGGUGGGGUCAACCAGAAGAGAGCUGAAGUAGAAUGGGCAGUGUCAGAUCUUCAGCGGGACAAGGAGGAUCGGGAUGCCGAGGCCUCAGGCAAAAUGUUCAAGCCAGCAGCACUCGCUGGGGCACUCUUCUUUUCCGUGCGAUCUCACCAAAACCCAACAACAAUCCAAGAAGAUCCUUCAUGGGACACACUGAAACAAGCACAAGAUGCCAUUGGAUGGCAUCAUCUGUUAAAGGGGAGAAUCUCUAAACAAUUCAGUCAGGAACAAGACCGAUAUUUGAACAUGAAAAAGACCGCAACCAAACGCAACAAUGGACUCACAUGGCUCACUGGACUCAUUGACAUUAUCUAUAAAGAAUGGUGGAAACUCUGGGACAUGCGCAACCAAGACAGACAUGGGCACGACAUGAGAACCAAGUCACAAGCAAAGAAAGCACAAGCAAUCCGACAACUCACUCAGUUCUACGAAGCAUACCAGCAAGAAGUCCCCGAACAUUUGGAAUGGCUAUUCCAGAUACCACUCGAAUCGCGCAUGCAACUGAAUACACCAGUCAUCAUUCAAUUUUUGAACACAUGGGAACCUGUGUUACAAGAGAGUCACUACACCACAGCCCUGGAAACAGGAUAG